This is a messenger RNA of Manacus vitellinus (golden-collared manakin), 2013 nucleotides long. It is a transcript of the gene TTC39C, whose product is annotated as tetratricopeptide repeat domain 39C. Gene Ontology annotation, biological process: cilium assembly; otolith morphogenesis. The coding region runs from base 16 to 1584 and encodes 522 amino acids. Lineage: Eukaryota; Metazoa; Chordata; Aves; Passeriformes; Pipridae. Gene Ontology annotation, molecular function: protein binding. The record is from RefSeq and is a predicted model, not a curated record. The transcript has 13 exons.
AACCAUAGCCCAUUAAUGAGUUUUGGAGCCAGUUUUGUCAGCUUUUUGAAUGCCAUGAUGACAUUUGAAGAAGAGAAAAUGCAACUGGCAUGUGAUGACUUAAAGGCUACAGAGAAACUUUGUGAAAGUGAAGAAGCUGGAGUUAUAGAAACAAUCAAGAAUAAAAUUAAAAAGAAUGUUGAUGGACGAAAAUCCACUCUAUCCAUGAUAGAUCGUCUACAAAGACAAAUAAUUGUAGCAGACUGUCAAGUCUACUUGGCUGUACUCUCAUUUGUAAAACAAGAGUUAUCAGCUUACAUAAAAGGUGGGUGGAUACUCCGAAAAGCCUGGAAAAUUUACAAUAAGUGCUAUACGGACAUUAACACACUUCAGGAAAUAUAUCAGAAGAAAACAACUCAGGAAUCCUUGACUUCUGAUGCUGCAAAUGAUAAUCAUAUUGCUGCAGAAGGUGUAACGGAGGAUUCGCUAAACAGACUGAAAGGUGCUGUUAGCUUUGGAUAUGGACUUUUUCAUCUUUGCAUAUCCAUGGUGCCCCCAAACCUGCUCAAAAUCAUCAACCUGCUGGGUUUUCCUGGAGACCGCCUACAGGGGCUUUCCUCACUGAUGUAUGCAAGUGAAAGUAAGGACAUGAAGGCCCCUUUAGCUACAUUGGCUCUCUUGUGGUACCACACAGUUGUUCGCCCCUUUUUUGCCCUUGACGGCAGCGAUAACAAGGCAGGAUUGAAAGAGGCAAAAGAAAUUCUUGCAAAAAAAGAAUCUGCUUAUCCAAAUUCUUCUCUGUUCAUGUUCUUCAAGGGAAGGAUACAGCGAUUAGAGUGUCAAAUCAAUAGUGCCUUGACCUCAUUUCAUACUGCUUUGGAACUUGCAACAGACCAAAGGGAGAUUCAGCAUGUCUGCUUGUAUGAAAUAGGUUGGUGCAGCAUGAUAGAGAUGAACUUCAAAGAUGCAUUUGAAUCCUUCGAAAGGCUUAAAAAUGAAUCCAGGUGGUCCCAAUGCUACUAUGCUUAUUUAACAGCAGUGUGUCAAGGAGCCACUGGUGAUGUCAGUGGUGCUCAGAAUGUGUUCAAGGAAGUUCAGAAGCUUUUCAAAAGAAAAAACAAUCAAAUAGAACAAUUUUCAGUGAAAAAGGCAGAUAGAUUUAGAAAACAAAUGCCGACCAAAGAGCUGUGUGUCCUGGCAUCCAUUGAAGUAUUAUACUUAUGGAAGGCCCUUCCAAACUGUUCCCUCUCGAACUUACAGCAUAUGAGUCAAGCUUGUCAGGAUGUUGAUGAUUCAUCGGCUGUUGGGUUGAGGAAUUUGCUUCUUGGUGCCAUACACAAAUGUUUAGGAAAUUCUGAAGAUGCCAUUCAGUACUUUCAGCGAGCUGCAAAAGAUGAACUCUGCCGUCAAAGCAACUUGUACGUCCAGCCAUAUGCUUGCUAUGAACUUGGCUGCAUUCUGUUAGACAAUCCAGAGACUGUGCCAAGAGGCAAAACCUUACUGCUCCAAGCCAAGGAGGAAUUUUCUGGCUAUGACUUUGAGAACAGAUUGCACGUCCGCAUACAUGCAGCCUUAGCCUCUCUAAGGGAAGUAGUUCCACAGUGACGAACAGCAAGUCUUGUUAUCCUUUCCCACAGUUUCUGCACUUUAAGAUGAAGCAGAAGAAAGAGCUGUUGGGAAGACCAGCUUUUCUUCUGAAAACCACUUGUGCCAGAGACACUUUCCCAGUAUGGUCAGAGUUGGUAUGGCUUAGUAAAACAUUACAAUUUUAACUAAAGGUAAAUCAACCAGGAAGAAGGUUAAGUGACCUUGUGUUUUUAACUCAUUGUUUUUUAUUUUGUUUAAACCAAGCCGAACACAAUUGCUUGCAACUGUGGGUGAACCUAAAGAAGCACACGUAAUUUACUUAAACAAUAUUGGCAAAUGUGAUUUUUACCUUUUAAAACAGAUCUAGAUCUAAAAUAUGCUAAGGGGAGCACUUCUGGUUUGAUUAGAAUAAUACAAUAAAAGUAAUUGGUGUAAAUUUUGAAGUUG